This is a messenger RNA of Mesorhabditis spiculigera, 5346 nucleotides long. The record is from the annotation of a GenBank genome assembly. NCBI's taxonomy places the organism in Eukaryota, Metazoa, Nematoda, Chromadorea, Rhabditida, Rhabditidae.
AUGGAGAAAGGGCCGUCGAAUGGAAAACCGUUGUGGAUAUCGAAGAGCUUUGUCUCAAACAAGAUAAAAAAUCGGAUCCUAGCGUACCAAUGCACUGACGGCGAACCGAGGCUGCAGUGGCUGAUGGAUUGCAACUGCGGCGUCGGCGAUAUUGGGGCCUGGGAGAUGAUCGGGAAUGAUUAUGUAAUUGCCUCUGGACCCGGGGGAACUGCGAAAAUAACUGUGUCGAAUGUUAUAUCGGAAGGACCCAAGCUGCUUCCUGCCGUCAGCAUGUGCGAUUUUCUCGGUCUGAAAUCAGCCGAGCUCAAAGAGUUCUUCAUUGCCGGCGACAGAAUGUUGUGGCUAUAUAAAGGUCACCUCGUGCAGUCGCGUGUCGAGAGCGCCUUCUUGGACAAACCUCUCGAAGAAGCCCCCGAUUUUCCCGUUGGCGAGAACGGCAUUUACGAGAAGAUCUUGGCAGUGAAUACGAGCACCAAUCUCGUAGUGCUACUGCGCAAUGAUGAAGGGGUGACUUACAAAAGUUUCGACGUCUCGGCCGAGGAUGCCCCAAUUGAAGUCCCACCGCGCGGUUUCAUAAACAAAGCCAGCGUCAAAGAGUUAUUGGACCUGAAAAUUUUGCCGGAUUUAUUUUUGACACCACCCAAUGUCUACCGGCCGGCGGGCCAAUCAGGUGACACGAAGGAUUUCAUGGAAACUUGUUUGACCUUGGUGGACGCUUGCAUCGAUAAAAUCAGCUUCGUGUGCCAUGCCCAAAGGGCACCCGAAUUUGAGCCAGAUAGCUGGGAGGUCGUUUGGGGCAGGGGCCAAGUGGAAGAUGAGAUGGUGAAGACCGCGUUUUUGUUCAUCGACGAUCAAGAAUAUUUGAUUGGCAUUACGCAGUCAGGUCUGGUCUACGGGCCCGCGAAGGGACAUGGGACGUGGAUGCCAUUUACCGAAGCGGGAGAGGCGAAGCAAUCGGAAAGGUACAACUUUGUCGACAUGCAAUGCCUCUACGAGAAGCAACAAAUUUUGUUGUUGAUGCAGGGCGCUUUUGUUCUAACGUGCGGGUGGUUUAUAAAAGAAGAGAAGCUCAUCUUCCAACAGCUCCGCUUCGAUAGCAUCCCGGAUUUGAGGGAGGCAAAAUGUUUCCUUUCUCACGCAACACAGCGCUGUCUGGUGUUCGGCUGGGGACAUUUGCCGAGAUACUGGACCAACGACGAUCACUAUUCACCUCUAAUCUACGACUACGAGACCAAGAGGCGCUGGGCAUCCAGUCGCCAUAACCUCAGGGAGAUGCAUGCGGCUAGAGAACUUUGCUCUGGAGUGCAUAUAGGCAGCGAUGGCAACGCGAGCAUGAUAGCCAUGAAUGGGGAGAAUGAAAGGUUUCACCUAGCGCUCGAACGGGACGAGGUGGUGACAGUACAACCAGGGUUAAUUCCGCAUAAAAUCGAAAAGGUUGUUGCCGCUCCAUUCGACGACCUGGGCUUUACCUUGAUAGCUGCCGUCGGUGGAUAUCGCGCUACCCUACUCAUCUACCAACCGGAAAAUGCACUCGGCUCAAUCGACGUCCUCGAGCUGAUGAUAAAGGGCCACGUUGAAGAUCCGUCUAUGCCGGAAGUGUUAAUACUGAAGCGGACCCGGCGGUGCGGGCCGCGACAAGCGAACUGCAUGUACAUCCCGCAAACGUACGAGUGGUGGGAGGGAUUUUUCUGGAUGUACUACGUCAAGGUGAUCGACUGCAAGCGCAAACUGUGCACGGGCGACUGUGGCCAAGGCGACUACAUGGCAAUCGGUCAAUACGGAAUUAUGCCGGAAGCCAAGUGGUUUUCCACCCUGCGCCGUGACGCCGUGGCGAUGAAGCAGGUCCAUUCGAAAGAACCGCGUUUUCAGAUGACGUUCAAACGCUCGACACAAAAAAGGGGCUCGGAUGUGGAGGUCUAUUAUGUCGAGGAGGAGGGCGACAGCAAAGCGAAAUAUGCACUCUGGAAUGUGGCGCGAACGAAAUUCGCCUUCGGCAAGGUGAAGAUUCCGGAUUUCAGCGACUAUUUUAUUCAGGGCCUGCCUCACUACACGUAUAUCGAUUAUGAUGGCAAAACGAUAUCGCUCUUGAAUCAGGAAAACUUUGUGACGGUCAAAAUCCGGAACACCGAUUCACUAUGGCCGCGAGAGCUGGACUUCGGAAAAGAUCCUUGCUACUUUCUGCAUAAACGUGGAGAGGAAAUCGAAGAUCUGCCCAAUAUUGCUAAACCAUGCUCUGAUUUACACGAAAACGUCUCUGCGGAUAGCCCGGCCCUGUGCGUGCUUUUCGAAGACCGAAAGAAACGAGUUUUUGGCUCGGCGGCAUUAUCGACCGAGAAUGAGCACACACCCGUAAUCUAUGACUACGAGACAAAGACAAGAUGGUCGUCCAGCACUGAUGACCUCGGUGCAGUAUACGGAGCUAAGGAUCUGCGCGUUGGGCUUUAUAUAGGCAGCGACCGAAAGGUCAGCUUGAUGAUCCUAAAAAGAGAUGAUGCAUGGACUUCAGUAGCAAUGGACUCAGAAAAGGUGGUGGCACUACAACCCGCGUUAAUUCAGCAUACAAUCCGGAGAGUUGUCGCUGCCCCAUUUGAAAGUUUGGGCUUCACUUUGACCGCUGCCAUCGGUGACUACCGCACAACCGUGUUGGUCUACCAGCCGGAAACUGAACUGCUGAUAGCUGCCAACGAACAUGCUGGAGAAAAAAAUUACGAAGGAUGCUUUGCGAUGGCCCAGACCACAAUUGUCAACGGGGUUUUGGACCAAGAGGACCACGUCAAAGUCAAGGUCCGGAGCACCGAUACAGCACUGCCGAAAUUGCGAGAUUUUGGAAAAGGCACAAGCUACUUUCUGCACCGGCGUGGAGAAGCGUUUGUUUGGGUGCUUGCUCAAAAAUCCGACGGGACAAAGAAUUUCUUCCCGACCACUGGCCUGAUGAACGGGAUCACUUGCGAGAUGGUUCCGCCGAGUCCUUCGACUCUCGGGAAGAUUCUGGAUACGAAACGAGCCAUGGUCAUCUAUUUUGGAUGCUGCGUCGGCAACUGGGAAUCGCUGAAGCCCCGGCAUCCUGAGCUCGAGCAAGACUUUUCAAUAGAAGAAGUCCUCGCGUUUAAUCAAUACUACCAAUCAUUUGUCGUGCGGCGACGCGGCCAGCGGGGAAUUCACCAUGCCCAGAUCGUUUACGAACUGAACGACGACGACAAACCUGCUUACCAACUAAAUUUUUUGGAUCAUAUGGCGAUCGAUUACGAGCCAGAAGUUGAUUAUUGCCUACCGACCAAACAGCUCUACGCCAGCGGAGCACCAGCAUUGGAUAAACUGAUUAUUGACUCACCAAGCAUUUUACUUCGUCGUUCGCUAGAAAAUGGGUGGGCUAUUCAGCUAAUUAACCUCCGCGAAAAUCUCCUAGAAUAUAUCGACUUAAUGGCUCCAUCCAAAAUCAAAGCCGUGUUUUUACAUUGGAAAAAUUCGGCUCACAUCAUAAUCGCUCAUGGCAGUUUGCUCUAUUUUUCGAACUCGCAGAAAGCUUCCAAGAUUGCCUGCAUGCAAAGUGACGAACCGCUGAAACAAGAGCAGUAUCUGCUUUGUUUGCUUGGGAACGGCACCGUGAUCACAUUCGGAUGCAUCUGUAAGAAUGAAACACUGUCAAUUACCCAAUUGAGCUGGAGCAAAAACCCAUACAUGGAGCGGGCGAUGGGAUUCUUCAGCACUGAAGACUACCUGACUGUGCUUGCUGGUAUCGCAAGAGGUGCAAAUCCGCUGAAUGAGAAGGCCACGUCAAUUGUUCUAUACGACCAUCAGACCGAGACCCUCAUCUGCACUUCCGUGAAGGAUUAUAGCUUGCUGGUUGAGGGGGAACGCAGAUUUUAUUCAAUAACCGUGUCGACGAACCAUAGUCAAAACUUCCUUUGUUGCACAUUUGGCACCAACGACGAGAUUUCCGGCGUACACAUCGAGGACGUUAUCGUCGAAACAAGAAGGCUUCAACGCCCACUCUACCUGCACAGUGUCAAGAAGAUGGUCUCCAAUCAUCUGGAGGCUUAUGGACUUUCACUAGUCGCUGCAAUCGGUAGCCAGGUCUCAAUUUUCGCGUAUCAACCGGGGCCAGAGAUUUUUCUGAAAGUGAAUGAGCAUAGUUGGUCUAAAGAAUAUUACGAUGGGACAUUUGCAAAUACGCGGGAAGCAACCUCGAAUGGUCGUCGAUUUCUCAAGUCCACAUUGUUUCUUUUAUCGUCUGAGGGCGUUGAAGUUUUAGACCUUAUUAUCAAGGGAACAGUGUUCGAACUUGAAAGAUCACCGGCCAUCCUUCUGCCAGAAGUCAUAAUAACGAAACGAACGAUAUUCACCAACCUAUUUCUUGCCGAGAGCCUUGAAGAUUGGCAAAUUUGCACGAUUACCUCCAAAACAAACGAAGAAGGGCUCACAAUCCUAUUUUUCCUAAACCCGCAGCGAUCGAUGCUAGAUGAUGGGACCGAGGAGUUUUCUCUGGACAUAGUUAUUGAAGGAGAUCCGGAGCACACCCAGACGGCGAAACGAUCGACUUGGAAAGCCGGGGAGGCCGAGAUUGAGUUUCAGCCGACAAAAAACCACGUGCGACAUUUAAAUCUGGGCGCAAAAACCGUUGCGUUAGUGGACAAGGAAACUUACUACGAUGUCACGCUGAGUCUGGGUUUCGCCUUACCGCAAAGUCGUUAUUUUUUCCCGCAAGGGAUCAGUCAUCUUUUGGUGCGCAAGAAGAAAGAGUAUUGUUUUGUGGCUAUACGUGACAAUAAGGUCGUCGGUGGCGUAAAUGGCGGUCUAGCACAAAUCGAUCUCGAGUCCAUGUAUCGGUCAAGACCGGUGAUUUACGAGACGGUCAAAUCUUGGGCCUGCUCAGGGCAAGAGCUCCUCCUGAACCCCAAUCGGAUCCCCGUGACGCAGUUCAAUGGCGUUGUGGCGAACCUGCACUGCCUGACAAGACGGCAGGACCCAGACCUUGUGAUCCCGUAUGCUAUCGACCACAUCUUCGAUUUCAACCAACAUUACCGAAUCUUUCUUUUAACCAGGGCAGGAAUGGAAGGAAUUCGCUACGCAAUCUUUGAGGAAUCACUCGUUGAAUUUACUCGGCUUCUCGAUCUGAAUCACUUCAUCUUAUAUGAGCGGCUCUCGAAUCCUUAUUGCUUACCAACGUCAUAUGACUACACCUCGGAUCCUUCUACACCAGUCGGAUUGCUGCUGGACCGUCCAGUCAUCUUGUGUGCCUAUUUGGAUGAGGGUAGCACAAUCUUCUACCAGGUGAUUCUCGUCACAGCUGUUAAGCUUCUAGACGACUUUGACGACUGCCAUGCCGUAUGGUGGCGUAGUCUCCAC